Fimicolochytrium jonesii is the source of this 1011-nucleotide messenger RNA. RefSeq lists its product as uncharacterized. The record is from RefSeq and is a predicted model, not a curated record. Gene Ontology annotation, biological process: protein O-linked glycosylation. Lineage: Eukaryota; Fungi; Chytridiomycota; Chytridiomycetes; Spizellomycetales; Powellomycetaceae. The transcript has 2 exons. The annotation marks the transcript as partial. Gene Ontology annotation, molecular function: protein binding; glycosyltransferase activity.
GAAAACGCCCUAUCCUUAGCUCACACUUUCUACAACAAAUCCGACUACACAUCCGCCUACAACAUCCUCUCCCAGUUACAUGCAUUCAACGCCACACAUCUGCCCACACUGCUUUUGCUGGGGUGCACGUGUUAUAGUCUGAAUAUGCACCAGCUGAGUCUUUACUAUAAUGAGUGUAUAUUGGGUAUCGAUCCGGGGUUUGCGGAGGCUUUUAGUAAUUUGGGGACGACGUAUCGGGUAAGUGGGAGAGAUUGUCUGUCCGUCUGGGGUUUCGAGUUGAGCGGGGGGUGGACGCCUGGACGAAGACGGGAUCUGUACUACGCCAAGGCGAGUCUGAUGUACUCCCUCAACAACAUCGACGCGGCCAAAUGGGAGUACAUCAAGGGCCUCCUCGCCAUCGGGUUGGCGUUGUACGACACCUUUGUACAAGCGGCCUCCGGGACGCUGCCGCAGCCGAUGGUGACACCCCACCUGGCCCUGAGCGCCCUCCAUCAGCAGAUGAUGUGUAAAGGGCUCAAAACCAAUGUGGAGUUCAACGCCACCGCGAGUGGGAUGCUGCAGACGCUGGCCAAGAUCUACCAGGACCAGCAACAGGUCCCGCUGGCCGUCUCACUCUACUACGUCGCGCUCGGGAUCCUCCCGAACGCCAACACGUGCAACAACAUCGGGAUCCUGCUCGCCAGCCAGCGGCUGAGCGAAGCGGUCACCUGGUACGAGUUUGGCCUCACGUUGGAGCAGGGCCACGUGCAUCUCUUGACGAACCUCGGCAGCGCCCUGAAGGACCGCGGGAUGGUCCAGGAGGGCAUCAACUGCUACCUCCGCGCGAUCACGAUCCAGCCCGACUUCUUCAUCGCGCUCGCCAACCUCGCCAACGUGUAUAAAGACCUGAGCAGGGUCGAGGAGGCCAUCGAGCUGUAUCGCAGGGCGUUGGAGGUCAAGCCCGAUUUUGUGGAGGCGUUCUGUAAUUAUGUGAACAGUCUGUUGUUUGUGUGUCAGUGGGAGGGGAGGGGG